UCCAUUCAUAUCCUUGGUUUCAUUUUCUACUUUCUCUUCUGGACACUACAUUCCUUUUCCUCAUUAACCAUGGUUGUCAAGUUUCUCCGCAUCACGCCGGCUAUUUUGCGAAGACUCAACCAUUAUAUACCCCGUUCUACUGUUUGUCGAACCCUGCUGAGUGAUCCUAGCUUAAAGAUUGAUCAUUUUGCAAAGAGGAGAAUUUUUCAAGUGGAUCUGCUGGGUAAAGAUGGUAAAGCAAAGCUGGCGAAGAAAUUGCAGACAAUGUCAAGCUCGGAUGAGGCCAGACAUGCCACCCAUGACAUAGUUGAUCUCUUACACUGUGCAGAUGUUGAGGAUAUCCCCCUCAUUAAUAAUCUCAUCCUGUUAGUGAGCGAUCCAGAUGUUGUUCAGUCCCGAGCUUUCAACUUUGGGGUUACUUUAAUCAGACUUUAUCAUUUCUUGAAUUUACCAGAGGAGGCUCACAGUGUGUACAGCAAUCCGGAGUGCCUACUUCUAUUUCAAGAUGCCACAAGUCAUAAGGUUCUCAUGGACCUGAUGUAUAAGAACAAGCUGUUCACCCAAGUUGUGGAGGUUUAUUCAAUGCUGAAGCACUUCAACAUUGACUGUGUAACUCUGGUCCUGGGAGCUCUCUAUCACCUGAACACUCCAGAUUGUUUGGAAAAGGCUCAGGACAUUGUUAAAGAUGUCUGUCAGCAUCAUGUCCUGUCUCGUCGAGCAAUUAUAUUUGUGGCUUUACUGAGUUUGAAUCAGAAUGAACCUGACUUUGCCCUGGAGAUACUGAAACAGAGUAAAGAUAGUGUCUUGGUAACUAAUGUGAAGAUCAUGUGUCUAUCAAGACAAGGGGAUCUUAAAUCUACUUUUGCACAACUUGAAGAAGCUGUGGAAAUAUCAAAAAAUAUUACCAGACCUUUUGCUGCAAGAUUGUACAGUGAUACAAUGGGUGAGGUUCGUAAAGCUGUCAAGCUGCAUGGACUGCCAGAGGAUGCGAUGAAGUUGGAGCGAUUGGAGCAGCAACUGUCCUACAGAGGAGUCUUAAGUAUUCAAGUUACCACAUCCUUGAUAGAAAGGAUCAUUCCUGGAGUGGAGUACUUCAGAAAAGACACAGGGAAACCACCUAUAAUAAACAAUUCUCAGGCUGAUUGAAAAUUUC
Molecule: messenger RNA, 1153 nt
Organism: Aplysia californica (California sea hare)
Lineage: Eukaryota; Metazoa; Mollusca; Gastropoda; Aplysiida; Aplysiidae
Product: pentatricopeptide repeat-containing protein 2, mitochondrial
Exons: 9
Coding region: 70-1146 (358 amino acids)
Biological process (GO): multicellular organism development; mitochondrion organization; regulation of mRNA processing
Cellular component (GO): mitochondrion
Molecular function (GO): RNA binding
Source: RefSeq, a predicted model, not a curated record